UGUCACCAGCCAAGGUUUCCCUUCCUACCUAUUCCCACCCAGGCGGUCUGUGUUGCCCCAUUACCCACUGCUUCGGAGACUUUUCUAGCUCAAUGUCAAGCUGUCCGCAAUCUGCCAUCAGGCCCAACCCCGGUGUAGUUUACACCACUAUGGUGCUACACGUGCUACCCAGAUACCGCCAUCCUUGGUCAGCUCCUGCGUUGGUAUGCAAUUCAUCUCGAUUAUCCUCGACCCGACUCUGCCACCGCUGUCUUAGCAGAUGAUAUUGGAUAUGGAUAUCGGCACACGGAUACCACCACUCAUCCGAAUAACCGAUUAUCAACCAGCCGGUUACAUGCCACUGACCACCGUCCCUACAGAUGAGGAUGAGCAUCGUCCCGAGUGACGGUUGCUGGCGAUCCCCUUCUGACGAUCCGAUCCCCAGGUUUUGCCAUGCACAACGUGCCAGCCUGGGAAAACUCUGACCUGCCCAAGAUAAGACACCUUGAUGGGCAUCUUGAUAGGCUUGAUAAGUCAAAAAAGAACGACCCAAGGACACAAACUCCACCAGCCGGUCUGCAUCUCUCUCCGCCAUAGCCACUCCUCACGAGGUGAACCAUGUCGCGCGUGGCUGGCACGAUAACCUAAAAUCCGUCUAGACAUGGAGUUGUAAGGCACUCGGCACCAAAGAAGAAAGCAUUUCGUCUUGGCCAUGGGUGAGGUGGAACCCGGACGGAGAUUGUUCCUGGAACUGACGGCCAUCCGUCCACUCACAGGCUCUCAAGCUCCCCACGGAUUCGGAUACUGUGACCUUUUCUACCCUACACGUGUACGCAGGUGCCGUGGGAGAACGCAUCGUGCCAUGGCUAUGGUCCCAGCCGGGGGGUUUUCAAUUUGGGGCCGUCUACUCUAGCCGCAUAACCAGGGGACCCUACCAGUCCCUGAACGGUCUCGCCUGUGUUUGCCCGCUUCUCCCUGGUGGAUUUCGGAGGGCAAUCUUCGCGUGGCAGACCACGCCAGCGCCGGGGCAUGGAAUUAUACUUAAACAGAGCAUUGUCGUCUGCCACCAUGAAGACAUCAUCGCCAAGAUAGUCCUUCUCGGAGAUCGUCAACCUCUCUCUCUCCAGCAGAAGCAUUCAGACCGGCGCUCACUUUCGAGCCUCGCUUCGCAUUCCUUCUCAACGUCUUCAGAGAAACCAUCACCAUGAAGGUUUCGACUCUUCUCUCCUCCGGUCUUUUCUCCGUCGGUGCGCUGGGCGCCGCCGUUGGCUCGACCUGCAAAUGCUUCCCCGGCGAUGCCUGCUGGCCUUCAACACAGGAUUGGAACCAGCUCAACCAGACCGUCGGUGGCAGACUCAUCGCUACCGUGCCCCUUGCUGAGGUAUGCCAUGGCGACCAGUACGACAGCGCAAAGUGCUCGAGCCUCCAGUCUUCGUGGCAGACUCCCGAUACUCACAUGGUUGACUCGGCCUCUGUCAUGGCCCCGUUUUUUGCCAACCAGAGCUGCGACCCCUUCACUUCUAGGGACAAGCCUUGCACCCUCGGCAACUACGUAAGGUACGCCGUCGAUGUUCAAACCGCGGCCGAUGUGACCGCGGCCGUCAACUUUGCCCGCAGCCACAACAUCCGCUUCGUCAUCCGCAACACCGGCCAUGACUACCUUGGUCGUUCCACCGGUGCCGGUGCCCUCUCCGUCUGGACCCACAACCUCAAGGAUAUGGAGUUCAAGACCUGGAAUGACAAGUACUACUCCGGUCCCGCCGUCAAGCUUGGUGCCGGUAUCCAGGGUUAUGAGAUUAUGGCUGCCGGCAAGGCCAAGGGUCAGGUCGUCGUUGGCGGCGAGUGCCCUACUGUCGGUAUCUCUGGUGGCUACACUCAGGGUGGUGGUCACUCGGCUUUGAGCACCAGCUUCGGUCUGUCUGCUGACAACACCCUCGAAUGGGAGGUCGUCACUGCUGAUGGCCGUCUCCUCACGGCUUCUCGCACCCAGAACUCUGACCUCUACUGGGCUCUCUCCGGUGGCGGCGGCGGCAACUAUGGUGUCGUUCUCAGCAUGACUGUCAAGACUUUCCCCGAUGCCAAGGUUGGUGGCGCGACCCUUGCCUUCUACUCUUCUGCGAUGGCCACCGACACCUUCUACGCCGCCAUCGAUGCUUUCCACUCUGCCCUCCCCGACAUGGUCGCCGCCGGCACCAUGGUGGUCUACUACUUCACCUCGGACUUCUUCAUGAUCUCGCCCAUGACUGCCUUCGGCAAGUCUGAGGAUGAGGUCAAGGCGAUCAUGGCCCCAUACCUCAAGACUCUUGACACCAUGGGCGUCACCUACACUGCCGGCUACAGCGAGACCGAGAACUACUAUGGUCACUACGACAAGUACUUCGGCCCUCUCCCUACCGGCAACAUCCAGGUCGGCAUUGCUCAGUACGGUGGCCGUCUCAUCCCCGUCGACACGGUCAAGAACAACGCCACUGCCUUUGCCAAGACCGCCCGCUUCAUCGCCGAGAGCGGCGUCACUUUCAUCGGUGUUGGCACUGAUGUGUCCGCCUUCGGCCAGAACAACCAGAACGCCGUCCUCCCCGCCUGGCGCAAGGCCCUCGUCCACGCCACCCUCACCACCCCGUGGUCGUUCGCGCCUGAGGACUGGGAUAAGAUGAUCGAGAACCAGCACCUCAUGACCGACGUCAUCAUGCCCGCCAUUGAGGAUGCCACCCCCGGCUCCGGCGCCUACAUGAACGAGGGCAACUUCCAGCAGCCCGACUUCCAGCACCAGUUCUUCGGCAGCAACUACAACAACCUUUUGUGCAUCAAGAAGAAGUACGACCCCACCAACCUCUUCUACGCCACUGCCGCUGUCGGUAGCGAGGCCUGGACUGUUUCCAACGAUGGUCGCAUGUGCAAGUCUUCUUGAAUAUAGCAAGCAAUGCAGAGUGGUAUUGGUUGCUGGGCGGUUCGAUAUUUGCUGUUAUUAGCGUUGGUUACGUUUAUUAGAGCCUGAUCCCUUCAUCUUUCAUUUCCCAUCCCUUUUUAUUUACGUACUAAUCGUGUGUAUAUGGCUUGUUUAAUUCUGUUCGUUCCUGGGUGAGCGAUCGGAGGUGGUGAGGGGAAGAAAAGAACGUUGUGAGGUUUUGUAAAGGGUUGACGGUUGUUGAGAAGCGAAGCUAUUCGGCUUCGUUACCUACAUUAUGCAUGGUGCGCACGCUAGCUAUAACGAACACGUCAUGUCCAUAUGUCACUUUCUUGUACAUAGUUUUGAGAAGAGACUUUCGAAUACACGCCUUGAUGUAAGAACCGGUCUCUUGUG
This is a messenger RNA of Neurospora crassa OR74A, 3280 nucleotides long. Its product is annotated as isoamyl alcohol oxidase. Lineage: Eukaryota; Fungi; Ascomycota; Sordariomycetes; Sordariales; Sordariaceae. The transcript has 2 exons. Bases 1184 to 2887 code for a protein of 567 amino acids. The record is from RefSeq and is a predicted model, not a curated record. Gene Ontology annotation, molecular function: FAD binding; oxidoreductase activity.